This is a messenger RNA of Volvox carteri f. nagariensis, 1278 nucleotides long. RefSeq lists its product as uncharacterized. The record is from RefSeq and is a predicted model, not a curated record. The coding region runs from base 1 to 1278 and encodes 425 amino acids. Lineage: Eukaryota; Viridiplantae; Chlorophyta; Chlorophyceae; Chlamydomonadales; Volvocaceae. The transcript has 4 exons.
AUGGCGAUCCGCUUUAUCGAGGAGCUGAUUAAUCUUACCCAAGGCAUUCCAGAAAUCCACAACUGGAGCCUAGCAACCUUCUACUCAGUAUUGGUCGCAAUUAUGUCCCUACUUGCAUUCCUGAAACCGAACAUCUUUGGCAAGAAAGCUAACUCGGACGGCCGCACCGCCGCACUUCCUAUCAUAGCGACCGCGACUGGAACUAGUGUUAGCGCCGUUACAAAGCUAUUUGACAGCCUGCGUGGCAAUGAACAUGGGGUGUCUCCCAUAGCCGACAUGUGCAUGGAGGCGGAGCAAGCCCUGACCCAACUCGACAACAACGCUUUGCAUAGCACGGGUCAGAUAGCUACUGUCCGCCUUGAGUACCCCGGUGAUAUAUGUAUCAACCCCAAAAUGAUAAUUCAACUGAAUGUGCUGUUCCGUAUACAACACUCCCAGGCACGCGAGGCGCUACACGUACGGGACUAUGAUUAUGACGUGUGGCUGUGGCGUCGUGACGGAGAAAGGGUCCUGCCUGUCAUCGAGACGCUAAAUCGGUUGUUCCCCGAUGAGGCGUGCCCAGACCAUAUUGUGUACGACCGUGGUUGCUUUGCCCGAGCGUACGUGCAUAACCCCGACAACAGAGAUCGGCUCGUUGAGGUCCUGGGUUCCGAGGCCGCGCUCGAGAAGUGGAAGGAAGUGGGCUUCUACGUGGAUCGCUUCCACUUUACGGGACACAGUAAAUCCGACCAGGCUUGCAGGGACAACUGCAACCCCUACAGCAUCCACGCGCCUUUCUUGACGUGCGUGCUUAGCAAGACGCGCAUCAGGGACAUUGCUCAGGACGAGCGACCACAGGUCCUGAGUGCAGCAACCGACCUUCGCAACGCUUGGCCCAGGGUUCGCUUGACCAGCGGGUCGCGGCUGAUAUAUGCCUCUGGCGAGACUCCCAUGAACCGCUGCCAGUCCGCCAGGGCGCUCAGCGUGCCGGUGACGGUGGAGGUCGCGUACCGGCCAACUGCAUGCGCUAUGAACAGACACACCAGGUCCCGAUUGAGGUCAGACCCACGCUGGCGGGGCAGGGCGUCCGCCUCCGGCACCCCUGCGACCUCCGUACAGAAGCGCACAAAGUGCCGCCACCCCGACUCGUAUGUGACCGAAGAGCUGUCUGCGACCGCGCUGCCGUGCAACUCCACGGCUAGCCGUGCUAGUUCCUCCAUAACACUCCCCUGGGCCACUGAUCCGAUACCCGCCGCCGCAAGCAAGCAAGAGGUGCAGCGGUACCAACCACCGGGGUAG